This is a messenger RNA of Girardinichthys multiradiatus, 1258 nucleotides long. RefSeq names its product outer dynein arm-docking complex subunit 2-like. The transcript has 8 exons. The record is from RefSeq and is a predicted model, not a curated record. NCBI's taxonomy places the organism in Eukaryota, Metazoa, Chordata, Actinopteri, Cyprinodontiformes, Goodeidae. The coding region runs from base 126 to 1106 and encodes 326 amino acids.
UAAAGAGUUGUUCAAAAGACUCGGAUCGUUCGAGAACAUCACAACAGUGGUUUCCAUGGUGACCGUUAAUAAUUAUCACCUGCUACAGUUUCUACAGAAGCAACUUGUUAAAAUACGGAGGCUCUAUGGGGCUAACGCUGACCAGGGUGGCCCAGUGGACCACCACCAGCUCCAGCUCAGACAAACUGGAGUCCAGUCCACUGAACGAGUCCUUGUUGAAGGAAAUCCUGGACUUUGUGGAGAAGUUGGGUUCCAAGCACCCAGAGGAGGCAGAGCAUGUGUUUGAGGAGCCGCUUCAGUGGAAGACCGCUUUAGUGGCAUCUGAUUUCCAAGCAGGUUAUGACAUCAGGGACUCAGCUGUACAGUCCCAUGAAAAAGACAGUGAGGGGCAGCCGUUGUUGCAGCUUUCUCCACCUUCUGUUUAUGUUAGCAGCUUCAGCCAGCUCUCUAAACUGCUUCAUCUGGCAGAUGAUAGGAAGCUUCAAGAGGUCCAAACGUGUCUAGAAGAAAAUAGAGACCCCAUGGUGAAGAUUCUUGGUUGGAGCUUUAUCUCUAAGUUGAACAGAACCGAUUCUCCUCCAGAGGUUCUGAGUCUCAGAGACACAUCAGAGGAGGAACACUCAGCUAUGGAGUUAGAUGUCAAAGUCAAGCUGCUCAUCUUGCUCCAAAACAUUGAUAAACAGAUCCUCCACAAGCUUCUUGGAGAAAUAACAGAACAAGUCAAGCUUGACCCCACCGUGGUGAAGAAGGAGGUGGAGUUAUUGAAACAGAGCUGCACAGAAGGAGAGAAGAGGCUGCUGAAGUCACUGAGAUACACAUCAGAUUAUGAAUUUUCAAACGGCUGUCGCGCUCCACUUUGGAGACAGGCGCUGGGUGAGAUUUGUCACCUUGUUGUUGAGCCGUGUGACGGUGAGACCCUCUACAUCACCUGCAGCUCUGCUGGAGUCUUUCUGAAUGCGGGCUUCAAACAGGAAGGAGAUGAGAGUCACUAUGAGAGAAAAAGUGAUUUCUAUGAAGAUUUAGCAACACUUCUAAAAAGCAGAUCUCCACAUUUUGCAGAGAACAUAAACAAACAGAAGGUCCUUGUCUCCAAAGCGUUGAUCUGAUCCCUGCUGCUGUGUGACUCGUGUUUCUGAACAGAGUUGGGAUCGAGGACUCGGUCUCUGUGCUGUUCCUCACCAAUGAGCAGCUGUCUGGUUGUUACUGUGCUGAAACAUGUCUGAUUCAUCCUCCUCAGAGUUCAACCAUCAAAACAGUG